AUGUCAGGGUCGAAGAUUGCCCUGCGUUCCACGCCCCGGCCCUCACACCGCCUUGCCUACACACGACCAGGCUGGGGCUUGCGGGCCAGUGGCAGAUGCGAAGUGCGCGUGUUUGCGUGUGCACGUGAGCCUGACUGCAGUCACGUGUUCACCGAGCUGCCGGGCCAGUUGCGAGUGCACUCGGAUUUUUGUCCCCCUGAGAACUCAGGUGAAAGCUUUGCCUUGCAACCCACGGAUGCGAAGACUCAGAUAUUUCAGUCUCAGUGGCCCGCGGCCAACAGUGAUGCCUUGUCUGCGUUUGCCGUGCAAACCGGAGGCGGUGCCGCUGCGCACUCCGGCGCGUCCUCCGCCGGAUUCUCCGAACAGGCGGGCAGUGGGGACGAAGAGGAUAUCCUCGAUCUCAUCAGUUCCUCCCUCGACCGGUUCAACGCCCAACUCCAUCGCAAUCAUCAGGCCAGCAUUCCAAUACCCGUUAAUCAUUCUGUCCUGCCAUUGUGGACGUCUUCCACCGCGAGCAAUAACCUCCAACAACAUCUUCACCACUCCCAACUGAACCAGGUACAAGGCUCCUCAAUAAACGUUGCCUAUUCUGCGCUUUCAAAUGCCUCACCUUCGACAUCCACGGGUGUCUUUUGUGGCUCUUCCAACUCCUCUUCAGCUCUUCUCCACCAGCCACCGAUGCCCAGUCCUCCCGGUCUUUCUCGGUUAUCUCAGCAAACCCCUAUUACUGGGUGUCUGAAGAUGCAGUCCGGUAGAAAACAAAGAAACCUCACUCAAGCCCUCUCCUAUCCCGAGGAAAAAUCAUAUUUUCAACCGAAGGGGUCUUCUGUACAAACGGACGAUCGAGCCUUUAAAAAGGAGCCAUUUAUUUUGAUUCAGCAGUUUGAGAAGCCUGACGCAGUGAUGCUCUUUAAUGUCUGA
This is a messenger RNA of Mesocestoides corti, 921 nucleotides long. The record is from the annotation of a GenBank genome assembly. NCBI's taxonomy places the organism in Eukaryota, Metazoa, Platyhelminthes, Cestoda, Cyclophyllidea, Mesocestoididae.